Molecule: messenger RNA, 4956 nt
Organism: Ceutorhynchus assimilis (cabbage seed weevil)
Lineage: Eukaryota; Metazoa; Arthropoda; Insecta; Coleoptera; Curculionidae
Source: the annotation of a GenBank genome assembly
GUGGAUGACGUAGUCGUGGAUUUUAGUUCCGUGUACGUAGUUUUCCCCGUUAAUUAGUCCAAAAAAAAAGGUGUCGUCGUUGCUCGAUUAAUCAUUCAGUAGUGAGACGUUAAAAUGUGAUUAUAGUGAUUUAAAUAAUUAUUUAAUGUGGUUCAGAGUUGCUGGUUAUGGGUUAGGGAAAAUUCUCGCUCAACAAUUUAGAGCAAAUAAACGUGGUCCAGCGAUUUUUUGGGAUGCAUGUCGUUCGACGUACAAGAUGCCUACAAUAAUAAGAUUAUCGAGGGUUCCUACCGAUUGCUCCCUCAAUCAGAAGGACGUCUGACUCAUUUACUUUCAAUCAAUGACCUUAUGGAACCUGAUCAGGUCAGCAUGGGCGAAAACAAUCAAGAUGACAGCGUCAUCGAAGAAAUACUCAGUCUGGAUGGUGUUGAAACUGAAUUGAAACGAUCAACGAAUAAACAAAUUUUAAGCGAACAACAAAAAUAUGCAGACGAACAUUUGUUCCUACGCUAUCUGGAACUGGAUCCCAUUGAAGGUCCAGACGCUGUUCCAGCUGCUAUGCAACGAAGAGCAACUGGCAAUAAAUUUGGCAGAACUCCAUUCACUCAUACCAAGAGACUGACACGCCCUGCCAAAUCUGGAUUCGGUUUUUCAGUGGUCUGGACUCAUCCGCCUCGCAUCGAACGCGUAGAAAAAGGCCUGCCAGCCGAGAAGGCCGGAAUUCUACCCGGUGACUACAUAAUCUUUGUAGACAAACACAAUGUCGUGAUGACGCCCGAAAUUGAUAUACUCAAUCUAAUUAGAUCUUACGGAAGUCAAUUAACUUUAGAAAUAUUCAGAAGAAAUCCAUCCAGAAACGGUUCAGUGCCCAGCGUUAAUCAAAAAUCUACUACAAUAGUCACUCCUAGUUCGAUUCGCACUGAUAGCAAUGUGAAUAUCCCGAGUAGUGCUACAGCCGCUACAGCCGCUACAGCCUUGCGUAGACCGUCUACAGUUUGUUCAACGAAUACAGCUUCUGUAGAUUAUAGAAGGCGGAAAUUGAACUUGCCACAAGUGACCUUCAGUUCGGAGAAGCCUAUUACAAAUCCUGAGGAGAGCAGAAAACGAACAAUUUACCAAUUAAUAGGCAAAGAACAACAAUACGCUACUGCUUUACAGUUUGCCGUCACAAGAUUCGUUUCGGCUUUGGCUGAACGAAAAGAUCUUAUAACCCCUGCAGAGCAUAAGACUCUAUUUCAAAAUUCAGAAGAGAUUCUUCGUAUAACCGAAGACAUUUUAGACCAUUUAGUACACGAAGAUGGCGAAAUGGACACCAACAUGUUAACCAAAAUUUAUAGGUGUAAACUAAGGGAAAUUAAUACUGCUUACAAAAAAUAUUGCGCGGGUAUUAAAAAAGCCGAUUGCGUUUUGGCUGAUAAAAUGAAAAAUUGCAAUUCGGAUUUUGUAAGAUUUGUUCAAUGUCCAACAAUUCCUAGAAGAAGGCCAGAUUUAACAUCAUUUAUUCAUAAACCCUUAGAGCAUUAUAGAGAAGUUUUAAAAAUUUUAAUGGGCAUACAGGGACACACUCCACCAAAACAUGAAGAUUUUCCUGUGAUAAAUCAAAUUGUGCACGAAAUGCAGGUUACGUAUAGAGAAAUCACAUCUGAAGGUGGUUUAAUGGAACCUUGCGGUGAAGGCAGACCAUUAUUGUCUGUACAAGAUUUAGAAAAUAGAUUAGUUUUUACCAAGUGCAAGCCUUUUGUAUUAAACAAACCAGGUCGCCAAUGGAUUUUCGGUGGCGACCUGAGCAGGGUAGAAGGCCGAAACGUCCGUCAAUACUGGACAUUACUUUUCAGUGAUCUCUUAUUGUUUGCCAAAGCUUCCAGAGAUAGAGUCUUAUUUAUAACAGAAGAUCCUCUACCUUUAUGCCACAUAACAGACAUGUAUUUUAAUAUUAGAAAAAAAGAUACUGAAUUUAGGAUAUCAAUAAAUCCGGAUGCCAAAAAUGAUCAGGCGACAAGUCCUACGAUUCAUUGCGGUCCGGAUUUGUCUAGGACUCCUAAGAAAAAUUCUAGUAAAAAAACUGUGAUCCUGCGCGCGCCUUCGACUGAACUCAAAGCGGUGUGGCAAAACUUAUUACAGAGACAAAUCUUCCAAAUAAACUCAGGCACGGACAACAGCGCGCUCAGUUCACCAAUAGAAUCGCCCAUGGACUUGGUGCCGAUCAACUCGUCGGUAGGCACUCUACAAUCGAUGGAAACGAACUCGUUCAGACGGCAGCCUAGCCAAACUCUUGACAAUGAUUGUCGUCGCAACAACAACCGGAAUGAUGAUGUCAAGAAGCAGCUUGAAACGUUGAUUGAGCACAAGUGCAAGCAAAUGGGCAAGAGCAGUUUUAAUGGCAAAUGUAACGCUAUUCAUUUGGAACAGUGGAUGAAAGGACAGUUGGACGGUGCGGAUCCUGGUAGUCCUGUUGUUGAACAAAUCGAUGAAGAAUGGACCGAGGAGAUGUUGAGGAGGAGAAGCGAAGAAUUACAAUUGAUUGAUCACAAAGGAAAUAUGACUCAAGAUUCAAAAAUAGGUUGUGAAGAAUUAGUAAUAAGCGAUCACGAUGAGCAAAGUCCGUCCAAAAGUACCACGACUGAAAGUCAGGUGACUGUGAGAUCGAGCCCGAUAGUACCGGAAACCGUCCCCGUAUGCCGUCAGUGCCACAAAAAUUGCCUUUCUAACGUUUUAGCUAAUAGCAACAAACAUGAACAUCAUCAAGACUGCAGCGUUAAUCAAACAAACAACAAUCCAAUUAGUAGUACUGGUAGUACUGAGACGAAUAAUAUUAAGGAAGAUGAUAAUGAUUGGCAAACAUUUCUUUUGCUUGGAGUUUGCGCCAAUCCAGUAGCCAAUUUGAUUAAGUACGAUCCGUUCAAGGCUCCACAAACACCUGAAAACCAAGAUAAAAGUACUUCUUGUAUGUGUAUAGCUAAUGGAAAUUGUAACAAAUCAAUGCUCAACAAGUUUGAUCAAGACAUCUCUCCGGAUGAUUCUCCACAAACCGAAGAACCUCCGUAUCAUUCUUUGAGCAGCUCAGCACAAACUCUGAGAAGAUAUGGAACGGUGGCCAGUUUGGAACGGUGCGGAUCAGAACACGAUAACGGAACAGAAAAUCAUUAUUCAUCAGAAGAAAGUGAUAUUGAAGAUGAUGAUUAUCUGGGUAUCGAUAAUGAAGCUUUCAAUCAUUCUUCUAUUAUGAGUUGGACUGCAAGGGCUGGUAGUUACGUGGCUGAGAAGAUGUCGUUUUUUGAAAAGCUUGGUGAAGAUUAUAGGAGUGGUGGUGGAUUUUUUGAUCGAUACCUCAAGUCUUCUGAUGGCCAAGUCAAUGGCGAAGAUCCUCAAGAAGAGGAAACUUCCGGAGCAACUUCCGGCGAAGAAGUUUGGGGCACUCCAACUAGCGGAGGCGAACUGGACUCUCCGAAUUCGCCAAACUACGACGGAAAACUUUCGCCCAACAACGGUUCAUAUUGUUCAGACAAUCCAGAUGACACCGAAAUAAUGAUGGACGAACUUCUAAUGGCACCACCCAUAACAGGAGCAGUUUUAAGAGGCCUAUUACCUCGAAGAACACUAGAACCACUAAUCGAAGAAGAUUUCUCAGACAGCACCUCAUCUUCAUCUUCCUCAGACCCGAUAUCGCCUCAAUCUAACUCUUCGGAACAGGACAGGAGAAGUGGAAGUGCUGCUGACACAUCUUCUCGGGAUGUUGUCGAACGCGCACGAAACGAACGCAUAAUUGUCGAACCAAAGCGCAGCAGCAGCAGCAGCAGCUCGACGUCACCGGAAGAGAAUGCGCAACACUCGAGCCGCGCAUCGAUUUGUCACACGACGACGAGCCAAAGUCUGGUGUCGUCCGAGUGGGAGGAGGCGCAGCAGAGGGUUUGCGAAAACGGAGAGGGAUGUUGCAUAGAAGUAAGCGAUUUACAAACAGCGGCGACUAUGCCGAGGUCAGAGAGCUACAGGAAAAUAGUGGAAGCUGCAGAGGACGCGAUAUCGACAACAAUGGAACCAGAUAGCAACCGGAUGAUAGCUGCGUCGUCUUCGGACACGGUUCUGUUGUUCGACAGGUUCCGUCCAGCAGCUCGGUUUGUAAAUAUUGAACGGGUACCAAGAACUAGGAGUAUUAGAAUUUUUGAAUUUUUCAAUGUUAGAAGAACAGAGCGUCGGAUUUACGAGAGAUAUCCAGAAAAUAGGCACCUGAUGAAAACUUUUAGUCAAGAAAAUGAAAAAUCCGAUCCAGAUUACAGUCCAAGCAAAAUUCCUGUGAAAGAUAACAAGGAUAACAGAAAUGGUAGAUUUUGGAGACAGCUGAGUAGAAGACGUACGAUAGAUAAAACGACAAAUGCGGCCUAGUAUCUAGUGUUUUUGAUGGACGAUAUUUAUUUUCUAGCAUUAAUUAACAUUUUUUCCCAAAAAUAAUCUUCAUAUAGUGAAAUACUUGGCAAAUUAGUCAGGUAAAUUAUUUGUUUGGAAGCCUAAACCGAAACAUCUAAAAAUACUUGCAGUGUAUUUUUAACUUAUAUUCACUAGAGUUAGAUGAUUUUACCAUAAUUGUUAAAUAAUUGUCAAUAAUAUAGCUCUAAUAAUAUGGUGCUUGAAAAAAUGUGUCAAGAUAAAUGUAAAUUUUUAAACAAUUUGUUAAGUAUAUGAGGUGUUCAAUUAGAUGUUGAAAUGUUGUUUCUUAUAGCCAAUUAUUUUAAUCUUUUUAAGGCAUUAUUCCACAAUUUUCUAUUACCCAAUAAUAUGGUGCCUUUUUAAUAAAAUUAUGUAGGCAUUUAUGUAUAAGAAUCUCAAAUUAUACGAUGGAGGAAGUACAUUUUAAAGUUACAUUGUCAAAGCUUUUAGAUUUAAAUUAUAAAACAAUGAAGUUUGGAAUAUUUCUAUUUUCAAAGUCCUACUCAUUGUGAUUUUUUGUAAAAUUUAGUUGAA